Epithele typhae is the source of this 162-nucleotide messenger RNA. RefSeq lists its product as uncharacterized. The transcript is spliced from 3 exons. The record is from RefSeq and is a predicted model, not a curated record. Lineage: Eukaryota; Fungi; Basidiomycota; Agaricomycetes; Polyporales; Epitheliaceae. The coding region runs from base 1 to 162 and encodes 53 amino acids.
AUGUGCCACUGGCGUCGCGUCCGCAACAACUUCAAGCGCUGCGGCCACUACAUCGACCUGCCCGACGAGAUGGUGCGCGACCCUGCUGCCUACUCGCCUGCAGAUCUCAAUUCAGUCCCCGUCCCCCCUCUCCCCACCCCCAACCCCCUUACCGGCGCCUAG